This is a messenger RNA of Suillus clintonianus, 988 nucleotides long. Its product is annotated as trimeric LpxA-like protein. The coding region runs from base 131 to 664 and encodes 177 amino acids. The record is from RefSeq and is a predicted model, not a curated record. Gene Ontology annotation, biological process: mitotic spindle organization. Gene Ontology annotation, cellular component: dynactin complex. Lineage: Eukaryota; Fungi; Basidiomycota; Agaricomycetes; Boletales; Suillaceae. The transcript has 3 exons. Gene Ontology annotation, molecular function: dynein complex binding.
AUCCAUAUGUAGGGGUCCCGAUUGAUAUAUCUAACUUCUAAGGAAUAGCCAUGCUCGAAUCCUUAGAGUGUCUGUAAAUAUAGCCAGGGUCUUCAACGUCCCUAGGGUUAAGGUUACCUCUCUUGAACUCAUGCCACCUAUUCGCGAUAAGUUCACGAUCCAUUCAAGAGCGGUGGUCUGCCAAGAUGUAGAAUUAAAGGGUGAUAUCACCAUCGGACCAGGCACAGUCGUACACCCCAAAGCCACCAUCUUCGCAAUAGCUGGUCCCAUCGUAAUUGGUUCGGGUUGCAUCAUUGAGGAGGCCGCAAUAAUAGUCAAUCGCCGCAAAGAAGUGAUGAGGGUCGGUGACAAUAAUUUGUUCGAGAUUGGUUGUCGCGUCGAAUGUCCAUCCGUUGGCAACUUCAACACUAUAUCGACGCGUGCGCGCGUCCACCAUACUGUGCGAAUAUCAAAUUACUGUGUCAUUGGUGCUGCGUGCCUCGUGGUUCCUACCGACGACGAGACCCUCGACGACUACACGUCUAUCUUCGGACCCGCUGCAGAAAGAAGGACUUGGAGUGGAAGGGGAAGGAUUCAAGAAGCGGACUUGAGGUUGAAACACGCAGAGUAUCUCCGUGAGAUGCUACCAAAAUUCAAUCGACUACGGAGGGGGGAUGGUGCUUGACGUCUUGGUACACGUUUUUUCUUGCCUCAGCCUCGGAGGAUCACACGGGCAUCAACAUCAAUGACACCGGUAGGUAGAUCCGUCGCACAUAAUCGCCUGUCUAUUCCAAGGUAAUGACCUACACUGGAAUUACAUGUAAUUGCGCAUGUACAUGUGGAACAGCAGUGGGGAUAGAGCAUCCCCACUGUCGUUUUAUAUGCCUUGCGUCUCGAUGGCCUUCGUGUGAAAUCAUUCGUGUGCUGCAGACCGUAUACACACGAUGGUAUGAGUACUUGGGAGUCUCUGGGAUGUCACGAUGUACCUUAGGUACCCGGAGUUAACUUG